Cydia fagiglandana is the source of this 2510-nucleotide messenger RNA. Its product is annotated as synaptobrevin-1-like. The transcript has a single exon. Lineage: Eukaryota; Metazoa; Arthropoda; Insecta; Lepidoptera; Tortricidae. Gene Ontology annotation, cellular component: plasma membrane; SNARE complex. Gene Ontology annotation, biological process: vesicle fusion; vesicle-mediated transport. The record is from RefSeq and is a predicted model, not a curated record. Gene Ontology annotation, molecular function: syntaxin binding; SNAP receptor activity. The coding region runs from base 137 to 511 and encodes 124 amino acids.
UUAGAUUAAUGUAUUGCUUCCAUCCAUUCCGUUGUUGGUCUAUCGUACGCCAUACUUUUUCUUUGUAAUUAGAAACUAACGAGAACCAUUUUGAUAUUAUUUGUUUUUUACGUAGUAAGUUCUGAGCAUCGUAAAAAUGGAAGACCAAGGAGGCAGCUCUGCUCCCAGAGUGAGUGACAAGAAGUUGGCGCAGACACAGGCUAAAGUUGAUGAAGUUGUCGGCAUUAUGCGUGUCAAUGUCGAGAAAGUUUUGGAGAGGGAUCAGAAGUUGUCCGAGCUGGAUAAUCGCGCUGAUGCCCUGCAACACGGAGCAGCGCAGUUCGAACAACAAGCUGGUAAGCUUAAAAGGAAGUAUUGGUGGCAAAACUUGAAGAUGAUGUUGAUAAUUGGUGCUAUUGGUGCAGUUCUACUUAUCAUUAUAAUCGUGUCGCUGACCGGUGGUUCUUCAGGAAGCAACACUAACAAUUCGGCGGCAGUGACCGAAGCUCCGGCUGCUGGUACAGGACGAUAAUCAGCAAGAAUCUAAAGCAUAUAUGAUCCAAGGAUUAGCAUGAAACUAAAAUAUUUCAGUUUGGGACUUGACUGAAUUCUGUAAGAUCCUAUAUUUUUUAAAUUACCUUUGGCCUUUAUAAAAAAACGGUAAUAAAAAGACUACAUAUUUGAAUGUGCUUACGCUUUAUAAUGAUUGUUACUUGGUAUGUUUAGAUAAUAUAUGAAUGUUAAAAGUAAUACAGCAGACACCAUGAUUUAUCUAAGUGUUUCUGCCUCUAGGUGUAAUUUUUAUGGAAGAAGCCUCUGAAACAAUAGGUAGUUAUGGCAGUGGUGGAUUUGUAUUCUUGGCCACCCUAAAUCCCAGGCCCUGUAGUAAGUACUAGCCACCCUUUUCUCAUCAACCAUCAUAUAAAGAUUGCCGCCCAUAAACUCUGGCCACCCUAGGACGUCCUAGGGUGGCUAGAUUUUAUGGGCAGCAAUCUAUAUGAAGGCCUACUGGGCCUAAGGGCAAAUCUGCCACUGAGUGUUUCAAAUAAAGUUUACAAUGUUCCAUUUUACUAUCUGUUUAUUGUUACCUAAUUAUAAACCCAUUAGCUUUAAAUGCUGAUGUAGUUAACAGGUGGAACAAGAUAUAAAUUAUUGGACUAUGGAAUGUUAACUUGCUAUACUGAUUUGUUUUUGAUUACCAGAAUAAAAAUAUAUUUUUAUCAAGUGAAACAAAAAUAAGGUAUUCAUAUUACAUAUGUAUUUUGGAUGUAAAAUGGCUUUACAAUAUCUUUGUAAAUGUUACAUAAGUUACAUUAAAUGGCCAAUAUUUUGUACAGAUUUGUAAUAAGUAACUAGUAUUAAUCCAAAGUUGUUAUGUAUGGCAUACAAAAAAAUAUAAUGGGCCAAAUACGGAACUGAUAUUUACACAACAUUUUACAUGUUUUGCCUCAAUUGCCUAGGAGUAUAAAGGUUUAACUACUAACAAUUUAAUUUAUUGAUAAAUGUUUAUUAGCGUUUGUAAUGUUCAUAAAGUCUGGACAUAGCACAAUUUGCAUAAAAUAAACGAAAGCACAAAGUGUUUUAAAAAUACUAGGCUGAUUUUACAUAUUCAUUACUAUUUAUUACUGGGAUUUACUGUAGUGGGUUGGGACCAUGGAGAGAAUAGUUUUUGUAUUCACUAUUUGAUAUUUACAAUGCAUUUUCUGAUUGAGAUUUAUAUAUUUUGGGAUGGCGCCAACAUUCUUAAUAUAAUACAGUGCCUAAAACCUGCUGGGUCAUUCCUUAUCCCUUCGAGUGGCAUUGUCCUCCUCGAGGUCUCUACGGUAAGUGGCGGUGGCCGCGAGGAGGACAGACAUAACAAGCCCGUUGAGUGGCGCAGCCAUUUUGGAAAAAUAUACGUCAAGUGGCGGGGCCUCAAUGGGUGAUCAUCGCGAAUUUGGCGCGUGACUUUGUUUUACGCGGGAAUUCGACCGUUAGGGAAUACUAUCCUUGUUUAUUGACGAAUGCAUCUUGCAAGAGUGAGCAAGCAAGGCAUAGUUUUAACGGUUUUAUUUUAGGCGCGAAAUGCAGCGUCGCACAGAUGCCGCGAGACGGUCUCUGCCAAUUACGGGCUUGUUAUGACCGAACCUUCUCGCGGCCUCUGCCACGCAAAGGCAUAUUUAAAAAAUGGCCGCGCCAUUUCUCCUGUCGUUCAACCGGAGGUGCUGCCACCUGAAGGGAUAUAUGGAUGGUGAGAGGAAAUGUGACUUAGUCUCUAUCUAUAGAAAUUCUAUUAUCUAUAGAAAGUCGUUUUUGUAUUCCUUCACUGCUUCCUGCUACAUAAAUUAACCUGUAAAAAGUGUUUUUACUGAGAAUAACAGAGUAUCACAAGGUCGAUGAUGCAGGAAGUCUAUUUAGUAUAAGAGGUGUCAUUUCCUUUCCUCUUAACAAUAAAUGCUGAUGUCGUAUUCCUAUUGUAAUUGUACCUAAUUAUAAUAUUCUCUUUUAUAACUGUUAAGAUAUAAUAAAUGUAUGUAUUCUUCAAUUAAGAA